UUUGGAACGAGAUAGAUCAUAUUAUUGAAGUCAUCAACUUACACAUACUCAUCACCGGUACCUAACGAACGAACUUACAUACAUCGCUAUCAACAUGUCGCAAGUUACUCCCGAAGUUCUAUGGGCUCAGCGCUCCUCCAACACCGACCCGGAGAAGAACUUCAUCUACCUAACCAUUUCGGUUCCUGAUAUCCCCAAGGAGAACCUGAAGCUUGAUCUUCAGCCUACAAGCCUCACCUUCACCGGUCACUCCGACACCCUUAAGCGAACCUACCAUCUCGAACUUACCUUUUACGCCGAGAUCGACCCCGCAGAGAGCAAGACUCACCACACUGCUCGUAAUGUUGAGCUGAAGCUACGCAAGAAGGAGCUCAACGAGGAGUACUGGCCACGACUUCUCAAGGAGUCUAAGAAGGUGCAGUUCCUCAAGACCGAUUUCGACAAAUGGGUCGACGAGGAUGAACAGAACGAGGCCCCUGAAGAUGACUUCUCGCAAUUUGGUGGCGGCAUGGGUGGCAUGCCAGGCAUGGGCGGCGGCGACUUCAGUGGCAUCGACUUCUCCAAGCUUGGCGGAGGUGACAUGCCCACCGGCGGCGAGGAUGAGGAGGAAGAUUCCGAUGACGAUGGCGACAUGCCAGCGCUUGAAGGACAGGAGGAUGCCAAGGAGGAGGACACGACCAAGGCGGCUGCGUAAAACAGUCUCUAUG
Molecule: messenger RNA, 707 nt
Organism: Annulohypoxylon truncatum
Lineage: Eukaryota; Fungi; Ascomycota; Sordariomycetes; Xylariales; Hypoxylaceae
Product: HSP20-like chaperone
Exons: 5
Coding region: 95-694 (199 amino acids)
Biological process (GO): protein folding; chaperone-mediated protein complex assembly
Cellular component (GO): cytosol; nucleus
Molecular function (GO): Hsp90 protein binding; protein-folding chaperone binding
Source: RefSeq, a predicted model, not a curated record